CAAGGCGCAGAGGCAGCGCUCAGACAUGGCUGAUGUUCAUAUCACACAAAGGCAAUCAUCUCCUCUUCCCCCGCUGAGCAACUAUCAUCCAAAUGCUGAUAGGUAGACGAGCGGGUAUGUUGUUCAAGAAUCUCGAAACACUUACGAGAAAUUAUAUCGAGACGCUCCCGUGGCUUCAAUUUUGGUGGGUGUCGUCGAUCGAUUGGUCAUUAUAUUGUGCCCUUCACGCUGUGCGUGUAGGAAGAGGUGGUGAUAGUGCUGGCGAGAGGGAGGGGGGUUAAACCCGGAUAUUUCUGGUUUUGCCCGCUACUUUGUAUAUUUCGUGUUAGCAUUUCUUCGUAUUUUGUAACCACGUUUUACAAGAAGCACUCCCCUCAUCCGUUUUUCUGAGUGUGGGGAUAAAAAUUCACCGUACACCCCUCCUCCUCCCCCGUCCCGCUGGUGGUCUUACCCCCUCAAAAAAAAUUCAUCAUCUUAUGUCGGAGGCGCGCACACACAGUGAGGGGGGGAAAGGAAAACACCCUAAUGAAGCGCGGAUGUGGAAUUUGUGCUGUCUCUGUCAAAUUUGGAUAUCAUCGUCGGCACAUCAAUGCCUGCUGUUGUUGCUGUUGUACACGGUGGGACGGACGGAUGAUGCCUUGUGGAUCCGCGGGAUGAUGUCAUGUACCGUUGCACCCCACGUGGGGGCCGUCGCUCUCCGAUAGGCAGAUGUGGCCGUAUUCCUUCCGAGUAAUGCGAUUGGACAGAUAGGCGCUUUCACGGCAGUUCAGCCCUGCUGCCUGUGUGUGGCAACCGGGGUAAGCUGGACAACUGGGGGAAACGCGAGAUUGUGGAGAGUACCAUGUUACGCUUUUAAAGAAUCUCCAACCUCUUCGAGUCGGAAGACAGAUUUUGGAAGCAUAUUUAUUUAUUUUCUUCUUCUUCUUCUUCUUCUUUGUGGGAUUAACCAGCCGCAGAAGGCGCACAUUCCUCGGAGGUUCGCGGUUGAAGAAUAAAGUAUAGUUUAAUCGAGCCCGACCGCACUAAAAAAUUUUCUCCCAGCCUGGUUGGGUGCGUUCUGGAGAGAGCGAGGGAGAGAGGAUGCUUGACGAAAACUGCGUCCACCAGGUUUACAUUAGGAGGGAUUAAACGCAUGAAUUAUAGCCUGCUCAGUAUUUUCUUCGGGAGCAGAAGUCGGACGGACGCUUCGGACUCACGCACGGGUACGUAUUUACAAGAGCUGUUGAUUUCUUUCUUAGUUUUUUUUUCUAAUUUUUGGGCGUACGCUCGACCCCGCUUCCACGACUAUGAGCGGGAGUCAAACAGUAGGUGCAAGCCAGCGGCUGUCGCUUAUGGCCUGCCUGUAGACGUCCUACGGACCGGGUGAGGGGGCGGUGGUGGUCAUUUCACAAACAGAAGUCAGUUUCCGUUCGUUCUUUUUUUUUUUUCUUUUAUUAUUAUUAUUUUUAAUAAAGAACGAAACGGAUCUGAGCAUUAAAAUUGCACGGCGGAUAAGUGGCUUUUCCAACCUCGUCUACGUGUUGGCAUCAUGUUAAACUGCACGUUGAGAUUUGUUAGGAUAUCGAGUCUGACCACUGACCGAAUAAGGUCAUCAAGAAGACAGAAGCGCUCGACUGUUGUGCUGCUUCUCUGACUCGGCUCGAACUGCUGCGGUAAAUGGGACUAGUGUGCUGUGGUGACUACUUACUUAUUGGAUUUUCACGACCUCCCUCCCCCCCCCCCUCUCCUCAUCCCCUGCCUCCCCCCUCCCUCACUCCCCUCGGCCCUGUCUGCUGAGACUGGUGUGGCUGUGAGCAAAUUUCACCCGUUUUGCCAAAGGACCUGUACACUGGAGGGAUAAACAAAGGAUACAUUUCAAGAUGUAUCCACAAGGCCGACAUCCGGCUCCACAUCAGCCUGGCCAGCCUGGCUUCAAAUUCACCGUAGCAGAGUCUUGUGAUAGGAUUAAAGAUGAAUUUCAAUUCCUGCAAGCCCAGUAUCACAGUCUUAAGGUGGAGUAUGACAAACUGGCCAAUGAGAAGACAGAGAUGCAGCGCCACUAUGUCAUGUAUUACGAGAUGUCCUACGGGCUGAACAUUGAGAUGCACAAGCAGACGGAGAUUGCCAAACGGCUCAACGCAAUUUUAGCUCAAAUUAUGCCUUUCCUGUCACAAGAGCACCAACAGCAGGUUGCUCAGGCAGUAGAGAGGGCUAAGCAGGUGACUAUGACUGAGCUGAAUGCCAUCAUCGGGGUACGUGGACUUCCCAAUCUGCCUCUCACCCAGCAGCAGCUCCAGGCACAGCACCUCUCCCAUGCUGCCCAUGGGCCUCCAGUCCAGUUGCCGCCUCACCCCUCGGGCCUGCAGCCUCCUGGCAUCCCCCCUGUGACGGGCUCCGGAUCAGGGCUGCUGGCGCUAGGAGCUCUGGGGAGCCAAGCCCACCUCCCAGUAAAGGAUGAAAAGAACCACCAUGAUCUCGAACACAGAGAGAGCACGAAUAACUCAAUAUCCCCAUCAGAAAGCUUACGCACAGCCAGUGAGAAGCAUCGCAGCUCCUCAGACUACAGCUUGGAUUCUAAGAAACGCAAAGUGGAGGAGAAGGACAGCAUGAGUAGAUAUGACAGUGACGGAGAGAAAAGCGACGACUUGGUGGUCGAUGUGUCCAAUGAGGAUCCUGCCACUCCAAGGGCAAGCCCAGCCCACUCACCACCUGAAAAUGGUAUUGACAAGCCCCGCCCCCCAAAGAAAGACACACCCAACAGCCCCGCAUCAGUGGCGUCAUCUGGAAGCACCCCUUCCUCCAAGGCUAAGGAGCUCAGUCAUAAUGACAAAUCCUCCACGCCUGGUCUCAAAUCCAACACCCCCACCCCCCGAAACGAUGCCCCCACCCCUGGCACCAGCUCGACUCCUGGGCUCAGACCCAUCCUGGGCAAGCCACCAGGCAUGGAAGCUCUCGCAGCCCCAGCUUUGCGGACACCUCUAUCCAUUGCAGGGUCCUAUCCUACCCCCUUUGCUAUGAUGGGCCAUCAUGAAAUGAACGGAGGCCUGACUAGCCCUGGGGUGUAUGCUGGUCUGCACAUCUCCCCUCAGAUGAGCGCUGCAGCAGCAGCAGCCUAUGGACGCACUCCCAUGGGGUUUGAUCCUCACACCCACAUGAGAGCCCCGGGCCUCCCAGCCAGCCUCACAUCUAUUUCUGGCGGAAAACCAGCGUACUCCUUCCAUGUCAGCGCAGAUGGUCAAAUGCAGCCUGUGCCCUUCCCACCCGACGCCCUCAUUGGUCCCGGUAUUCCACGCCACGCCCGUCAGAUCAACACACUGAGCCAUGGCGAGGUGGUCUGUGCUGUCACCAUUAGCAACCCCACACGUCACGUUUACACUGGUGGCAAAGGCUGUGUCAAAAUCUGGGACAUGAGCCAACCAGGCAGCAAGAGCCCCGUGUCCCAGCUGGACUGUUUGAACAGGGAUAACUACAUCCGCUCCUGUAAGCUACUGCCUGAUGGUCGCACAUUGAUUGUCGGAGGCGAGGCCAGCACACUGACCAUCUGGGAUCUGGCCUCCCAGACACCGCGGAUCAAAGCUGAGCUCACCUCCUCAGCCCCGGCGUGCUACGCCUUGGCCAUCAGCCCUGAUGCCAAAGUCUGCUUCUCGUGCUGCAGUGAUGGAAACAUUGCCGUUUGGGACCUGCAUAACCAGACUCUCGUUAGGCAGUUUCAAGGUCAUACGGAUGGUGCUAGCUGUAUUGACAUAUCCCAUGAUGGCACUAAGCUGUGGACAGGUGGUCUCGAUAACACUGUUCGCUCCUGGGAUUUGAGAGAGGGUCGACAGCUGCAGCAGCACGACUUCACUUCACAGAUCUUUUCUUUGGGCUACUGUCCGACUGGCGAGUGGCUUGCUGUGGGAAUGGAGAGCAGCAACGUGGAAGUGCUCCACCAUUCAAAGCCUGACAAGUAUCAGCUCCACCUGCACGAAAGCUGUGUCCUUUCCCUCAAGUUUGCCUACUGCGGUAAAUGGUUCGUAAGCACCGGGAAGGACAAUCUGUUGAAUGCUUGGAGGACUCCUUAUGGCGCCAGCAUAUUCCAGUCCAAGGAGUCCUCAUCUGUCCUGAGCUGUGACAUUUCUGCAGACGACAAGUACAUCGUGACAGGCUCUGGUGACAAGAAGGCCACUGUGUAUGAAGUGAUCUAUUAGAAGAGACUGCUUUGGAUCGGAGCAUGCUCAGGAACAGUAGACACUUCCUCCAUCCUCCUUCCCUCACACAGACAGCAUGGAUGUUGCCUGCAGCUCCAAGGUGGAUGGGCAGGAAGUUUGGCAGUGCCAGACGAAAAUGGAUGGUGGUGUUAUUGUGGCACUGGAUGCUGUGUCCUUCGGCUCUGCCCUUCCUCACUCAUACAACUAACACUUGUACAGCGAGUGCAGUUUCCCAAGGCACCGAGAAGAAAAUAAUGUCUUGCUGUUUCUGUUUGUUGGAUAUUUCUUUUUUUAUUCGUCCUUUUUAAUGUGGAGAUAAAGUUCCAUGACACAAGUAGAAGCGGCGCUUCGCUCUGGAGCUUCUCCUUGGAGGUCCUGUGAAAAGUGUACAUAAUGGAGUAAUAAAAGGCCUUUUAUAGAUUUAUAUUUUGGUGUCCAGUUACGCUUGUGAUGGUUCUUUCUUGUUCUCUCCGUGAUUUUCUGUCCCCUCCGGGGAUGGAAAUUAGAUUAGGACUUUGUAAGAGGAUAUUCUAUUUCAGUUUUUUCCCCCCUCCUCGGCUUUUUUUUUUUUUUUUCCAUGUUCCUUGUCCAAAAUGACCUUUUCGGAAAUCUAAUUUGUAUUUUUUUUUUUCUCCCUGACAAAGGCUUUUUUUUUCUUCGCUAUUUGCUGUAUCACAGACAUUUGUCCCAUGGAUUUUUGCAGUCGAGAAUUCUGGAAAGGCUUUUUUUUUCUGUAGGGAGGAAAAAAAUCAUGGUUUCCAGUUAUGUUUACCCUUUUGACCCUGAUCAGCAGAAUUUCAGCUUUGAAAUGAAGACCUUUCACUGAACCCUGGCUCCUGUCUAUAACAUCAAAAUGGAUUUAUAUCAACUGUCGGAUUGAUGGGUUUUACAGAGAAGCAGCUGUGACUUGAGCUCACUCUGUUGACUCAACCACUGUAUGAAACCUUUGCUCCACUCUGCAAAGUUUAGCCAUCAGUCUAUUAGAGAUCGUUAUUGCCGCUUGUGUUUGCGAGCCUGUGACUGAUACGCAAGACUUGGUUACUCAUAAAGGACGCAGGCAACGCCAUUACCACGUUCGACAUUUUGGGUGUAUUCUUUGCUUUCUUCAGUAUUUCAUAAUAUUCACUACAAUCUUCUCAUAGACGGGAAUGGUCUCAUCAUAAACACAAGUUAAGACUGUGUAGCAUACAUGUGGCAUCAUCCAUAAGGACUGUACAGCUGACAGUUGUUGAUAAAUCAAUAAACUGUUUUAUAUAAAAUUUA
Haplochromis burtoni (Burton's mouthbrooder) is the source of this 5429-nucleotide messenger RNA. It is a transcript of the gene tle3a, whose product is annotated as TLE family member 3, transcriptional corepressor a. Gene Ontology annotation, cellular component: transcription regulator complex; nucleus. The transcript has 21 exons. Lineage: Eukaryota; Metazoa; Chordata; Actinopteri; Cichliformes; Cichlidae. The record is from RefSeq and is a predicted model, not a curated record. Gene Ontology annotation, molecular function: protein binding; transcription corepressor activity. The coding region runs from base 1860 to 4166 and encodes 768 amino acids. Gene Ontology annotation, biological process: regulation of DNA-templated transcription; negative regulation of canonical Wnt signaling pathway.